Molecule: messenger RNA, 1544 nt
Organism: Notothenia coriiceps (black rockcod)
Lineage: Eukaryota; Metazoa; Chordata; Actinopteri; Perciformes; Nototheniidae
Product: D(3) dopamine receptor-like
Exons: 2
Biological process (GO): negative regulation of synaptic transmission, glutamatergic; regulation of dopamine secretion; regulation of potassium ion transport
Cellular component (GO): plasma membrane
Molecular function (GO): dopamine neurotransmitter receptor activity, coupled via Gi/Go; G protein-coupled receptor activity
Source: RefSeq, a predicted model, not a curated record
CAAGGCGUAGAGCCUUCAAGUCCCUCCAAGCCCAACCUGUUGUCAGAGUGUUGGUGGCGCAAGCGUCCGAAGACGAACCCCGUGGACUCCCGUCUGCCUCCGGUGGACACGCAGAACAGCCUCACUCACGCCUCCUGCGGUCGCACCGAGAUGGAGCCGGAGAGAGGGGAGGAGGAGGAGGACGAGAACAACCAGAACGACCGGCCUGCCGUCAGGAGGAACUGCGAGGUGAAGGAUCUGUCAAACGGACGAACGCACACGGCUGUACGGUGGACGGCUCAAUCACAAAUCAACAGUUCAAGAUUCAGGAGCAUGCACGCACGUGAGAAAAAGGCCACUCAGAUGCUGGCCAUCGUGCUGGGGGUGUUUCUCAUCUGCUGGCUGCCCUUCUUUGUGACCCACAUAGUGAACACCCACUGCAGGACAUGCUACGUGCCUCCUGGGCUUUACAGCGCUUUCACCUGGCUGGGUUACGUCAACAGUGCCCUCAACCCUAUUAUCUACACCACCUUCAACAUCGAGUUCAGACGGGCUUUCAUCAAGAUCCUCAGCUGCUGAGCGACAGGAUAUUAAAAAAUGGAUAUUACUAAGUGUGCUGCACUUAUUGAAAUGGUGAAAACAGAUGGCCACGAUGCAGAUAUUUUUAACCUGCCUUACUCGAGCAGCAAGAAAAAAAAAAAGACGCAAUGCAAUAAAUACAAACACAAAAGGAUUUUUACUUCACUUUUUCCUCAACAGGAAUUUCAUACUUCAAUGGAACAGUAUCAGUCUUAAAAAAACAUACAGUCUUUUUGAUAGCACAAGGUGUUGGACUUUCUUCUCUCAUACAGUAUCUGUGCUGCUCUUUGAAAAAGGGACUAUUCGAUACACAUAUUCGAAAGCUCUUUGGAUCUAGAAAGAUGAAGCUUCAAGACUGAUAAGAUCGCAGAGCUGCGGGCCGCUUUUUCCAAAGGCAGUGUGUGGAUUAACUGAAGUUACUCACCUCCCUCUCUCGCCUCUUACUUCACCAUCAGUUACUCUACAGUGCAUGCACACAUCAGGUUUCAAGGGCGUUCGCUUGGAUUGUGCUAGAAGGAUUGUAUUUGUUCCUAAAAGACACCAUCAUUUUUGAAGAUUGUCAUAUUUUUUGGUGUGGGAGCAUUGUGUUCAAUGUGGAUUCAUUAGAAUACAAAAAAAAAUACAUUGAGAUUUUGAUGUAAUGCUCAUUGGAAAGGUGUUUUUUUAAAGGGAUUGUCGGUUUAUUGGCGAACCCCUCCUGUGAUUUAGAGCUGACGCCAGAGAUGAAGUACUCGAGUCCUGGAGUCCGAGUUGAGUCACGAGUCCCGAAAAUCGGCACUCGCGACUCUGACUCGGACUCGUGAAGUUUCCCCCCAGGUUUGACUCGGACUCGACUUGUACAUUGACACUCCGACUUGGACUCAAACAAGUUUUCUCUGGAGUCUGAUGUCCUCUAUCCUGGCGUGUGCACCUGCGAGGCGAGUUCACGUACUGGGCCCGGCUAUUCCAGUCUAGAGAUGUCUAGAGACACCCCCCGCACAUUCUGC